AUGAUGACGUGUGGUCGAUAUGGAUGGAGCCGUGUGGUCGAUAUAGAUGGUACCAUGUGGAUGACGUGGCUGGAGCGACGUAGUCGACGUAAAUGUUGGCAUCCGGUUGGCUUGGCUGAAGUGACGUGGUCGCUGUGUUUGAUGACGUGUGGACGACUUAGCUGCAGUGGCGUGGUCAACGCAAGCAUUGACGCGGCUGGAAUGACGUGGUCGACGUGGGAUGGUGGCGUGUGGCAGGAGUGA
Gongylonema pulchrum is the source of this 243-nucleotide messenger RNA. The record is from the annotation of a GenBank genome assembly. NCBI's taxonomy places the organism in Eukaryota, Metazoa, Nematoda, Chromadorea, Rhabditida, Gongylonematidae.